Molecule: messenger RNA, 921 nt
Organism: Diatraea saccharalis (sugarcane borer)
Lineage: Eukaryota; Metazoa; Arthropoda; Insecta; Lepidoptera; Crambidae
Source: the annotation of a GenBank genome assembly
GAUUGUAAUUGAAAACCCGUAUAAUAUUACUGAAAAAAAACUUUCAUAAUUUACACAGGAACUUUGAACUCUAUUUGUAUGUCACUUUAGGUUCACAUUCCCGACUCCACCUCCAGCCAAGAGCCUUCUAGCGGGUCUAGAAACUUUAUACGCGUUGAAGGCAAUAGACAAACAUGGGGAUCUAACGCCAGACGUGGGCGUGAUAAUGGCGGAGUUGCCGGUCAAGCCGAUGUGUGCCAAAAUGCUUUGUAAUAGUGGUGAAUAUGGAUGUAUUGAAGAAGCGUUGUCUAUAGCGGCCAUGUUACAAGUGGACAGUGUCUUUGUCAAGUCUAGUUCAGGCAGAGAGAAUAUUGCUGCCAAGAUGGCCAGGAGAAAUAAUUUUGAGGUUGCGGAAGGCGAUAUAAUAAUGUAUUUGAACGUGUUCGACUCGUAUAUGAGAGUGAAAUCGUCGAGUUCCGACGAGAAAACGUCGAGAAAGGCGUGCAAAGACUGGUGUCAUAAGAUGUAUCUCAAUUAUAGAGUACUGGAAAAGGCUUAUGAAAUACGAACGAGUCUUGAAAAAUUAAUAAAAGACAAAUUCAAAAUGGAAAACAAAACGUUCGAAGGGCCCGAUCUAGGGAGCGGUAAAUGUGUACGUGUAAUGAAAUGCGUGCUCUCUGGAAUGUUCCCACAAGCGGCAUAUUUAAGUUUAGACUCGAGUUACCGCGGCGUGAGGGGGGCGGCUCUAUACAUCAGCCCAGAUAGCUGUCUCUAUCACACACAACAACCCUCAUGGGUCGUAUUUGCUAGCGUACAAGCUACAGGAGAUAAGACCUACAUGAGGGAUAUGAUGACAAUAGACAAAACCUGGCUCCUGGAGAUAGCGCCACAUUAUUAUAAAGAGAGUUGAUAUUAAACGAAUAUACAAUGGUUUAUGUUUUA